This is a messenger RNA of Oryzias latipes (Japanese medaka), 6212 nucleotides long. Its product is annotated as desmoglein-2.1. Gene Ontology annotation, molecular function: calcium ion binding. Gene Ontology annotation, biological process: homophilic cell-cell adhesion. The record is from RefSeq and is a predicted model, not a curated record. Lineage: Eukaryota; Metazoa; Chordata; Actinopteri; Beloniformes; Adrianichthyidae. Gene Ontology annotation, cellular component: desmosome; plasma membrane.
AGGUGCAACUUUGGGUCGGAGGCUGUUGGAAGACUAAUCUAAUUAUUGCUGUUGAAGGUUCAACUCCUGCAGUCCUGCUUUCUCCAAGGUCCUGCACUCAUGGCUCGGUUCUCUGUCACAGAUGUGAGCCUUCUGCUCCUGCUGCUCUUCUUGGUAAUCAGUGCUGAAAGUACAAAAACGGGAACAAAGACACUGAGGAGGAUGAAGAGAAACUGGCUUCCCCCUCCUGCCAAGCUCAUUGAAAACACAGAUUACUCCCACGUGAAAUAUAUUGCAAAGAUCCGCUCGGACAAAGACCAGAAGCAAAAAGUGGAGUAUUACCUGAAAGGUGAGGGUGCAGAUGAACCACCCUACAACUUAUUUGUAGUGGAUCAUGUAACUGGACUUGUGCGCAUCACCAACACGGUGGACUGGGAAACACAUCACUCCUUCCAUCUCAAAGGCAUUGCCAAAUAUUUGAAUGGGACUCAAGCAGAAGAGGAGAUUCCACUGAUUUUCACUGUUGUGGACCAGAAUGACAACGCUCCUUACUUUGAGCCGCACUAUGGGAGUGUCAACGAGUCGAGUAAAAAAGAUACCUACAUUAUGCAGAUCACGGCUAAAGAUAAAGAUGACCCAACAACUCCCAACGCUGAGAUUGCCUAUUCCAUCAUCAGCCAGGAGCCGGCUUUGGACCGCCACAUGUUCCGUAUUGGAAAAAAGACGGGAAAACUUUAUGUGAAAGAGCCCAACCUGGACCGAGAGGCACAUGACUUCUACAAGCUGGUCAUCAAAGCCACUGAUAUGGGAGGGGCACCAGAGGGUCUCACAGGUACAGGAACUGUGGAGAUCAAGGUGCUGGACAUAAAUGACAACAUUCCCACUCUGGAAAAGUCUGAGUAUGACGGAACAGUGGAGGAAAACGUUGCUGACGUUGUUGUGAUGAAAAUCAAAGCUCUGGACAAGGAUGAGAAAUUUACAGACAACUGGCUGGCCGUCUUUAAAAUUGAAAAAGGGAAUGAGAAUAAUCUCUUUUCCAUUGAGACAGAUAAUAAAACCAACGAAGGCAUCCUGAAGCUGAUCAAGGCUGUGGAUUUUGAAGAAGUGCAAAACCUGGAGCUUGGCCUGGUCAUUGGGAAUGUUGCUCCCUUCGUAGAAGGUGGCCCUUUAACCAUGGAUGUAGAUGUUGUGGUUGGUGAAGGUGACACUGCAGGUGCUGGUGCUGGUGCUGGUGCUGGUACUGGCGCUGGUGCAGGAGCUGGCGCUGGCGCUGGAGCUGGUGCUGGUGCUGGAGCUGGUGUUGAUCUAGGUCUAGAUGGAGAUUUGGGAGCAGACUUAGAUUUGGAUUUGGAUUUGGAUUUAGAUUUAAAUGUGGAUGGUGAACUGGAGGGGGAUUUAGGACUGGAUGCAGAACUUGGUCCUGGUGUUGGAGUCAAGCCUGCAGGCGGGGUCAAUCCUAACGUUGGACUUAAGCCUGGGCCUGGAGUGGGGGUUGGAGUUAACCCAAACCUCCCAAGCAUGCCAGUCAAACCAGGACAAAAACCCAACAAGAAGCCCAAACCCAAACCCAAACCCCAACCCAAACCCAAAAGCUAUCCUAUCAAGAUAGCAGUGAAAAAUGUUCCAGAAGGUCCAGCAUUUAUACCCACCAUCAAGGAGGUUCCAGUGUCUGAGGACAAAAAUACAUUACCUGAAGAUGGAGUCAUCACCGUGUUUGCUGCAGUCGAUCCAGAUACAAAAAAGCCGGCUGAAGAUGUCAGUUAUGCCAAAGGCCUUGAUCCAGACAACUGGUUUACCAUUGAUGAAAAGACUGCCGAGAUUAAACUCAACAAGGUACCAGACAGAGAGUCUCCAUUCUUGGUCAACGGUGUCUACAUGGCCAAAAUUCUGGCUAUAAGCAAAGACAUGCCCCCCAAAACAGCCACAGGAACUAUUGCCAUCAAAGUGGCGGACUCCAACGACAACUGUCCCAUUCUGACCAGCACGCACAGCAGUCUGUGCUCUGACAAAAAGACUGUGUUUGUCACUGCUUUCGAUGGAGAUGUUGAUCCUAAUGCUACUCCUUUCUCAUUCAACAUUGUUCCUGAAGGAACACAAGGCGGCUGGGAUGUGGAGCUCGUCAAUGGAACCACUGCUGCUCUUCACUCCCAAGAAACAUUGUGGCCUGGAGUAUAUGAGCUGCAGCUGGAGGUCAGGGAUGCUCAGAAUCUGUCCUGCCCAUCCAGUGAGGUUUUCACCGUUGAUGUCUGCACCUGUGAGGGAACGGAGGAUUGCAGCCUGAACGUGGGGCGGCUGAGAUCCAAGUCGACUGAGGUGUCUUUAGGAGCCAUUGGACUACUGAUGAUGGCGUUGUGCUUGUUGCUAUUUGUCCCUCUUUUCCUGAUCUUGUGUCAGUGUGGAGGAGCAGAUAAAGUUUUCCCAGACCAGUUCAGUAAACUACCGUUUGAAACCACCGAGUAUCUGAUAGUUUAUGACACCGAAGGCAAAGGCGAGGACAAGGAGUUACCACUCCACAGUGUUCCUGUUGGUUCCACAAAAAACCCUGAUGGCACGGCUUUUAUGAAUUUCAACACCAUGUCCUCAGCUUACACAAACACGGCCCACAUGCACACCGUAAAAGGGUCUGUAAACAUGUUUGGGGAGGGAACAGGAUUGAUAGAGACCGACAGCUCCCCCGGGUUUGUAAGGGAGGACUUACUCCACGGCUCUGCAGCAUUUGGAAUACAGACAUUCAUGCAGGACACAGCGGCCCUGGAUGAGGACAUGGCCCUACCUGAUGAUUUUCUUGACAGCUACUACUCACAGAAAUCCAUGUGUGACUUCCCAAUCAAAGACACACUGAUGGAAUAUGACCACGAGGGCCAGGGGUCGUCUGCUAACUCGGUGGGCUGCUGCAGCCUUUUGGACUCUGACACAGACUUAAACUUCAUCAAUGACCUUGGUGAAAAGUUCAAAACUCUGGCAGAGAUUUGCUCCCCUCCUUCCAUAACUGUCAGAUCCUCCGUGACAAAGGCAACACCCGAUGUUCUCAGAACCACAUCGGAUGUGGUUCAACCAGUUUUGAGGCCUCAGGUUAAGAGUGUCGUUGUAACAAAUAAGUCUGGCAUAAACACAGAGACAUCUGUGUCAUCUACAAAAGUCCUUGCUUCAUCUUCCAGCAAAGUUAGCAGGGCCUCAUCAUGCAAGACACUUCCUCAUCACUCCCAUAUCACAAACGUUGGUCGUUCCUCUGAUAUUGGCCGUUCUUCUGAUAUUGGCCGUUCUUCUUAUCUUGGCCGUUCUUCUGAUCUGGGCUAUUCUUCCGAUCUUGGCCGUUCUACUGAUCUGGGCCGUUCUCCUGAUCUGGGCUAUUCUUCCGAUCUUGGCCGUUCUACUGAUCUGGGCCGUUCUUCUGGUCUGAGGCGUUCUGCCACACUGCAUUAUCCCAGUCAGAGAGUUGUCCUGCAGCAGCCACUUUACUACACCACCAACGAUGUGAUGCAACCAAUGCAGUACGUAAUGGCACCUAAUCCGCAGAACACUCUUAUGCUUGACAACUGGUCUAGUGGAACCAAUCUUUCAGGACUUGUUCUGAUCAAUGGUUCUCAGGGUCCAUCUGGACCUCUUAUCAGUGAAGGACCAGACUCACUUUCAGGGCUAGUUACCUCAAGCACACAGAGCUUUGUAAGUCUCCAAAGUCCUGUCAGCCCCACAAGUCCAGUCGGAGCUGCAAUGUAUGUGUCUGCCCCCCCAGGUUCUGGAGAUGGUUCUAGCUCACUAGACAGCUGGGGAAUGAUGGCACCAAAUUCUGGUGGCAGCUUCAUGCUACUCUCAAACAAUGUGCUUGAAGAGGAGAACCCAGGUCCUUAUCAGGGCAUUUUGCCCAGAUAUGUGAACCUGGAGAAUGAGGCUGUUCCCCUUCAGAGGGUGUGUAAUGUGGCAGCCCAGGUAACAAUAUUCCCAGAACACUUUGCUGUUGCUGUAAAGCACAGUUCUAUUAAAUUUCCCAUUAUCUGGGACAGAAAAUUGAACCUGAAAAAAACAGGCUUUGUUUUAGGAAAAAAUAGGAAAACAAGGUUGCAGCAAAUCAUGGCCCAGUUUUGGUUUUCUUUCUUAGUAACAUUGUACUUGUUUGUGUGGGGGGGCUAUAAGGACAUAUACAGGCCAACGUUUUACAAACUCAGACCUGCAUAGUUGGAAUAAAACACUUAAAAAAUAAUUAAUAACAAAGAGGGUUGAUCAGAAAGACAGCAAACACCAGUUCUCCAGCAGAUACUUUUCAUCUUAGGCAAGAUUUGAAUAAGAAAUCCAAACUCUGAACAACAGAGCUAUCAGCUAUCAGAAGCUCUCCGGUUGCAUCCUCCUUAAGAGAAGACAGGAAAAAGGUAGAAGUUGAUCUCAAUUUGGCUCUGAAAACCUUUGGAUAACCCAAAUGGGCCUUCAACAGGACAACAUCUCACACCAGGAAGAACACAGGAGAAGACAAAACCAUUGUCCUUCUGCACAAUAUCAGAAACAUAACAGAAUUUUUGCUAAACACCAAAUAGAAGUUCAUUUCAAACCUAGCAACACACAGAGGCUGAAGCAGGUCCACCCCAAAGACCUGACAUCCAAAGAAAACAGAAACAGUAUAGUUUAUGCAGUCCAUAUAUCCAUUUGCACCCUGGGAAUUCAACUCCAUGCAUCUAUGGACUCCCCAGGAUUCACAAGUAAGGAGUUCCCCUCGGAUCUAUAAUUAACAGAAUCAAUCUUGGAAUCACUGGUUGGAGACCCACAUUACCACAUCCACAACUCAGAGUAUUUUGCCAGAGGACUGCGACUGGACACAUUGGACAUAUGCUUGAACCCCAGUCACUUCAGUUACAAAGUUGAAUUCGACAAGCAGAAGCAAAGCUGUGCCAUGGGAUCCCCAGUGGCUCCAAUUGUUGACAACUUAUACAUGGAGAAACUUGGAUGAGGGGUGAAACGUUUCAAGGAAGAAGAUUUUAAGACCACUGGCUUUCCCUCAACCUCACGACAAUGCCACCUGGAUGAAUGAGAAUCUCUGAGCAGUCCAGUGCAGUGACAAAUGCUCAGAACUGUACAUUGAAGAAACUAACAUAACACAAGGGGAUUCUUGACAGAGAAGGCAGAUGGUUUAAAACGAGGGUCAUAGAAGCAAUACAUGUCCAUGUUAACCCUUCCCUCAACAGAGGGGGAGGCCUCAGACACAAUUUGUCUCCAGUUUACCAUGUUGCCCUAUCAUUUUCAGUCUGAAUACACCCAAAGUGGACCCUGGUGCGGGACCAGGAACCGCUCUCUGACCCAUCUUUCAAGGUGGUAUCAGUUUGUUUCUAAUUGGACUGAGCUCCGGUUUGCCCUGAGAUUUCUCAGUCUGAAUACAAUCCGUCCUCAGAGCGAAACAACUGGACCAAAACGGCCACCGUAGCCUGUAAACAGAGAGCCGCAGACAAACAUGGAGCAACAACAAGACACAACAACUCAUUGAAAUGUGGACGGAUUACGCAGGCUCAUUAGAACUUUUAACGUGAUCCACAUGGCUUCUCACUGUUUUCCCAACAAUCUAUAUGUCACAGACACUUAUUAGCGUACCUUCUUCGUCGUCUUCUUGCCAGUAACCGCCCUGAAGCAUGCCUCCACCGGACCAAAGUAACAAGUAAAAAGGUGUUCAACCUGACGUUGAUGCAGACGUUCAAAGUUGGUCAGAGAAAUGAAGUGGGCAAAAGUUUGAACCAGUGAACUAUCCCGACAAGGACUACAAAGUGCAGGACUUCCAUUAUUUGAAAACAGAAAUCUAGCAGGUCUGAAUUCAUAGAGUAAAUGCACAAUCUUUCAAUAGUUUCAUAGAGUAAAUGCACAAUCUUUCAAUAGUUUGACAUUUUUUAGAAGAUCUCUGUUCCUGUGGAUCUGCUUCUGGCAGUAGAGGUGGGUGUAAAACUUGGUGGAUGUGUUUGUUGUGUAAGUAUAAAACAAGUUUUCUUCUUAGUAUUUCUAGUAAAUCCUUGGUGCAUGGGGCUGCUAAAAGCACUUUGUCAGUUACUGAGGGGAUUUUUAAUCUUUUGUCUAUUUUGGAGCUCUUUUUUUUCAAGCUUAGAUCAGCUUCAGAAAAGUCAAGGUUGGAAAGAAAUUCAGAUGGAAAAAAAACCAGCCUAACUCUAUUUUUGGCUGCGGUUGGUUUCUGUGAUUCUUUCUCUGUACUUUCAUGAGCAGAAAGGACGUGUUUGAACAAUAAACUUCCCAGUUUGCUGGAUGUA